Messenger RNA from Gambusia affinis (western mosquitofish), 759 nucleotides. RefSeq names its product PABPN1 like, cytoplasmic (gene pabpn1l). Gene Ontology annotation, molecular function: RNA binding. The record is from RefSeq and is a predicted model, not a curated record. Lineage: Eukaryota; Metazoa; Chordata; Actinopteri; Cyprinodontiformes; Poeciliidae. Bases 139 to 759 code for a protein of 206 amino acids. The transcript is spliced from 7 exons.
CGGCCCUGGGAGCAAGCUUCCCUCCCUCCGUCUCCCAUUCUCCUCCUCCUGCAUCCCUGUCACGUGGCCUCCACUGUGUCCCUCCAGCGCGUCAUGACGAGCCUCAAACACAGGUACUAAUAUGUCUGAGCAGUGAGCAUGGCGGCAAACCAUCUGGAGUACCGCUACCUUGAGGGCGAGCCUAUGGGUGAGCAUUUCAACGAGGACCCGGAGCUCCUGGCCAUCAAGGCCAGGGUUCAGGAGCUGGAAAUGGAAGAAGAGACUGAAAAACUGAAGGAGGAAGAGGAGAGAUGCGAUGCAGAGGAGAUGCAGCUCCUGACCAGCAGUCCCCGGCCUGGUCCGUUCUACAGUAUGACUCCUGAAGAGAGGAUAGAUGCAGACAACCGAUCAAUCUACGUUGGAAAUGUAGAUUAUGGCGCUACUGCAGAUGAGCUGGAGAUCCAUUUCAAUGGCUGUGGACCUGUAAACAGAGUUACCAUUCUGUGUGACAGAUUCUCGGGCCAUCCCAAAGGCUUUGCUUACAUCGAGUUCUCUGAUCGAGAUUCUGUGCAGAGUGCCAUUGGUUUGCAUGAGACUGUGUUCAGAGGACGGGUUCUUAAGGUAUUGCCCAAGAGAACCAACAUGCCUGGUAUCAGCACCACGGACAGGGGUGGACACAGAGGAGGUCACACGAGAGGCAGAGGCCGUGGCUACCGUCCCCCCAGGUACCAGAACAGUUCCCGAGGCAGAUUCCGGUACCAGUCUUCAAGACCAGUCUAA